Molecule: messenger RNA, 199 nt
Organism: Racocetra persica
Lineage: Eukaryota; Fungi; Glomeromycota; Glomeromycetes; Diversisporales; Gigasporaceae
Source: the annotation of a GenBank genome assembly
AUGAAUCCACGUAAGAUCAGUUGGACUCAAGUAUACCGUCGUAUGCAUAAAAAAGGUAUAACCGAGGAAAUUGCCAAAAAACGUACUCGUCGAACAGUUAAGCAUCAACGAGCAGUUGUUGGAGCGUCGUGGGAAGUCAUUAAGGCUAAACGUAAUCAAAAACCUGAAAUGAGAGAGGCCGCUCGUGCGCAAGCCCUUC